AUGCUUCACGGCACUGCACAGGGCGACGAGAUGAUACUUGACGUUAUCGACGUCAACGUCCUUUAUGGCAACGAUGUCUGCGGUGAUUUUAGUGAGGCCUGUUUUGAAAUCACUAUCAUUCCAUGGUUGGUCUCCUUUUUCAAGGCCAUGCUCUCUCAGCUUCUUGAGCUUAUCGGUGACGUCAGUGUUCAACUGCUUCUGAAGCUUUUUAAGCUCUUCGGUGAUUUGGGUGACGCCUUGGUCUAUUUCACCGGGUUGAUCCUUCAAAUUUUGUUGUUGAGAAUUAAGGUCACUAUUAAUUUUUGCGAGGCCUUUUUCAUUGUGUUCUUUUUUCCAGUCACCGCCGCCAAGUCCAGUGUCCCUCAGAUCCUCCAGUGA
Babesia ovata is the source of this 378-nucleotide messenger RNA. RefSeq lists its product as uncharacterized. Bases 1 to 378 code for a protein of 125 amino acids. The record is from RefSeq and is a predicted model, not a curated record. The transcript has a single exon. Lineage: Eukaryota; Apicomplexa; Aconoidasida; Piroplasmida; Babesiidae.